AUUAAGGAAGGCGUAGCAUAUGGAAACGUUCGUGCAAUACCGUAUACGGUUAGAAUGGGUGAACACAGUGGCCCUUUAUCCCUAGAGUUGUGCGCCUUACUAUGUGCACAUCACCAUCAGGGUUCAUCUUUUAUUGAAGGAAAGCAAAACUGAAACGCGUAUUCGUCGGCCAAUGUCUGUUACAAGCUCGCUGCCUUUAGUCUCUACCACUCUUACAUUAAGCCCGGAUAAGGCAGUGAAGUCGGUUGCUUGGCGAAAAUGUAGGGGCCCCGGGAGAGCAAUCGAGGUCCUCAUUUUCACUCCUGUUGGGGUGUUUCCUUUGCUUGGUGACCUAACGUCGUCUGGCCCAGUGAGCGUGGGUCAAGCACUGGACAUCCACCUCAGCGAAUCGGGUCCACAUACACCCAAUCCUGGUCAACCGCCUUGGCAGGAGGCAGUCUGCGCUGUAAACGAUGGCAGCAGCGUGGUUUAUUUCGCGACGCCAUCAUCGAUUUGGUCUCUUGACGAAUCAAACGUUCUUCACUUUGUGGCGGGAGUGAGCGGCGAAGGUCAAAAAGAUGGCGACGGCACUACGGCAUCCUUCCAGUCCAUCAUGGCUAUCGCGCUCGGACGCGGUGGACGGCUGUAUGUGGUUGACGGAAAUGACCUGCUCGUGGUGCAGCUGCAGCCGGCAGGCACUGUGGCGCAGACGGUGUCAACCAUAACCUUAGACUUGCAGACCGACGAAGGGGAAGAGCUUCGGCCUACUGCCCUGUCAUACGACCGGAUUAGCGGCUCCCUUUAUAUUUCAUGCUCGGUUGAGUACGCCGCCUAUGUAUAUAAGGCAGCUGAGCCAAUUCCGAGUGCCGGUUUUUUGCGGACAUACCUGGUUGAACCCCUCGAGGGUGGCGAUGGGCAGAACCGACAGCGGCACAACGUACCAGCCUUCUCGUACGUCGACUCCAUGGCAGCUUCGGACACGGGCGACGUCGUUGUGCUGGACACCCCUUCGACCUUUGAUCCCCACGGCAUCCCAGACAGCAUAUGGGUCCUGAAAGCGGACGGCAGGAUAGAAACCCCAGCCCCGCCUCACCACACAUGCACGGCAGUUACCUUACUACCUCAAGGCUGCCUCGUCCUCUACAAGGGCCCCCAGCUGAAUACCCUGGAACUCCGGCCGUGCUCGCUUAAACCCUUCUGCAGCUCAACCAGCAGCCGCGCCGUCCCAGCUGCCUACGUCAACAAACAGCGGCUCGGGGCCGACUACGGCGCCCUGCUCGGCAGCAACCCGCCCUACCCGCCCGACGUGACGGUGGUGGCCGGCGGCAGUGAGUUCCCCGCACACCGCUUGGUGCUGGCGUGCAGGUCCGAGUACUUCGCACGGCUGUUCGCUGAUGGGAAUCAGGACAGCGGGGAACCCAGCGUGGCGCUGAAGGACGCGGACGCAGGGGCAUUUGAGCAGCUGUUGGGCUACAUGUACACCGGGGAGCUCGAAUGCACGCAGCAGCUGCUGCGACCACUGAUCGAGCUGGCAGACCGGCUUCUCCUGCUUGACCUGAGCAAGCAGAUGCAGCAGCUGAUGCUGGCGGGCAGCAGUCCGACUAGCGUGGUGGCAGACAUGCUGUGGGCUGCGGAGAAAGGCCUGGACGGGAUUCUUGCGGCGCUCAAGGAGCACUACCUGAGCAUUGCGGACCAGGUUUCGGAGCAGGCGCCCGACAGCCUGGAGCAGCUGGUGGCGCUGCAGCCCAAGCUGCACCUGGAGCUGCAUGCCCGGCUGGCCAAGCGAGCCAGGAUGCAGUAGCGGCGACGAAUGAGGGUGUUUUCGGAUGCGGCAGGGCUUAAAGCGGUUGGGUCUAGGGAGCCCAAUGGUUCAGAGGUACCGGUAGUUAGGGCUAGUUACAGAAAGUAGGUACCAGGUGUGCAGGCUGACAGGCUGGCAAAGCAUGGCUCUGUUGGACACGGCCUCUGGUUGCUUGCGACGGGUGCAUAGAGAAUGCAACUGUAACAUGUUAAUUCCUUGUACUGUGUAUUGGAUGAUUGAACCCGUGUGCGUAACAGGGUUUGCAUACGAUUGUGUGCUAUGCUCAUGUUUUACGGCUGCAGGAUGCUAUGCGCUGGCUUUUGUUGAGUGAGUGUGCACUGCCCGGCAUGCGGUCAGUUUGCGAGGAAGCCCUCCUCCUACGGUGCUCGAUUGGGCUUCCGGGGCUUGCAGCCGCACGCUAAUGUUGGCUUUACUACUGGGCUAUGGUUGACUUGCCAAUCUUACCGGUACCAUCAUCGUAGUUUACCGCGUGCUCGUGGCGUUAAAUGUUCAGUUAUAUAGUUUGUUGGCAUCAAGAUGGUGCGGAUAUACCGGUAGUGACACUGGACCUCUACCCACGCGACUUGUUACUGAGGUAUAUGUUUACUGGAGUUUGAGUACACGAGCAAACAUUGACUUUGGACGGUACCUGUCGCAUACCGCAUCCGUGAGCACUGAGCAGCCGCAACAGCUACAGGUACUGCUGACACGCUGGGAAUCUUCGAAGACCGUCACGAAUAGGAUUUAUGUCCAGCUGCGGUGAAAGAGCUCGUGAAUACAUGAUAAAGAAGUAAAGGGGCCGUGAAUACAGUGAGCAGAACGUCAUCCUACGCGUGGUGUACGAACGAGCCCAAAUUGGUGAAAUUGCCAGGGAAGGUAGCAAAUCCAGGCUAGCCGCAAGUACAAGAAUUAUCCUGAGAACUAUGGUUUAAUGGUAUAUUGCCGUCUGAUAGAGUUAACCAACAAUCAAUACCCGUAGGUUGCAUUGGGCGUUGCUGAACGUUUGUAAAACGUUUCAAGUAGAAUGUCUAAGGAUGUACAACGGUUGCAUGCCUUCGAGUUGGGUUUCCCAACCCUUGCUGUCGCAUGGCGUCUGGAAAAGCAAACCGACGCCGUGUUUCUCUUUACACCUAGAGGACUGUUGCCCAUAUACGGUUUAGAUUUCAGGGCAAUUCCUGUGGGUCCGCCGCUCAACAUCCAAUUCGUCCCACCAAAACGGCUUGGCGAGGUGACAUGGCUCGACCGGACCCCGUGGCUAAGGGCUACCUCCGCCGCCAGCGGUGGCUGCGGUGAAAUAUUCUUUACUACAAAGUCUUCCGUCUGGAUGCUUGAUUCGGAUAACAACGUGCACUUGGUUGCUGGUGCGGGGACGGCCAUGGACGAGGAGCAGCAGGAGCAAGGGCAGCAGGCUGUUCCCAGAGCCCACGAUGGGCCGGGCGCAGAUGCUACCUUCAAAAACAUCCAAGCAGUCGCACGGGGAGAGGAGAACGUCCUGUAUGUCGUGGAUGACGGCAGGCUGCGCACGGUCAAACAAGUCCAGCCGGCUCCCUCAACGCGGACUCUCCAGCCCCAGUCGCCAUCCUGGGCCCACGUGACAGUGGCAACGCCACGUCUUGUGCUCCAGUCCCAAAUCGCUGGGCUGGCCUGCAACCGCCACCGGCGUCUAUUAUACCUCGCAACAGAUGAGGCUGUGUACAAGGUUGCGGAGUCGCAGGUUGCUACUGUGGCGGCACGGCAAGUACGGCCAACGCGGUUGAAGCUCGGAGUAGGCUACCCAGACAUUGAAAAGGUUGGGGAUAUCGCGGUGACGGACCAGGGCCACGUGCUUAUGAUUAUUUGGAACUAUGAGGCCACGGUCAUCACGGUUUCCCAGGACCGCCACCCGGACUGCCAGCUGAUUGGACAGCCCCUGGCCACCUGUGCAUACAAGCCACAUGUGGAAAUCCUGCCCGGCGGAGGCUUGGCGCUUUACAACCGCGACGACAAUGGCCUGACCUUAAUGAUGCUGGACGUGAGGCCCUUCCGGGUCCCCAGCCACAGCCCGGCUCUGCCUUGCACCCUGGCGGACAAGGAAGGGCUCUGCACCGACUACGGCGCCCUGCUCGGCAGCAACCCGCCCUACCCGCCCGACGUGACGGUGGCGGCUGGCGGCCGUGAGUUCCCCGCACACCGCUUGGUGCUGGCGUGCAGGUCCGAGUACUUCGCACGGCUGUUCGCGGGCGGUUUCCAGGACAGCAGUGAUCGCGUGGUGGUGCUGAAGGACGCGGACGCAGGGGCGUUUGAGCAGCUGCUCGGCUACAUGUACACCGGGGAGGUGAAGCCCACGCCGCAGCUGCUGCGACCGCUGAUCGAGCUGGCAGACCGGCUUCUCCUGCUCGACCUCAGCAAGCACAUGCAGCAGCUGAUGCUGGCGGGCAGCAGUCCGACUAGCGUGGUGGCAGAUAUAAUGUGGGCUGCGGAGCGCGGGCUGGGCGACGUCCUGGCGUCGCUGAAGGGGUACUAUGUGGAGGUGGCGGACCAGGUUUCGGAGCAGGCGCCCGACAGCCUGGAGCAGCUGGUGGCGCUGCAGCCCAAGCUGCACCUGGAGCUGCAUGCCCGGCUGGCCAAGCGAGCCAGGAUGCAGUAGAACAGAGUACCAUGAAGGGCGUGAGGGUGGGAGGGUUAGACGAAGGGUAUCGGUAACUUGACUGCAGUGGUGCCCGCAAGCGGCCGCAGCAAUGGGGCACGGUGGUUUCUACGGCUGCAUGAAGGUACGCGUUAGCAGUUGAGAUUCUGGGCACUAGGGUGCAUCAAUCAGCAGGGCGCGACAGACUUCAAGGUGUGGCCGGGCAUGGCCGGUGCUCGAGGAAGUAACUAGGUGGAAAGCGGGAUUUGCAUCUUAGGCCGUCAGCUCCUGUCCUGCGGGUAUGGUUUUGUUAAGCAAGUAGAGGCAGGCAGCAUGGCUGAGUUGCAUCGGAGUAGAGUGUACUAGUGCUGCAGGUGGCAUUGCAUAGACCGUCUGUCGUCGCAUGUCGUUGCUGGUAAUUGAAUUGGAGACGAGAACGAGACAAUUUGUUGUAGUUGUCCAUGCUGCAUGGUAUGGGGGUAUCGGCAUUGGGGGCAGCUUUGCAUUCGCAUUGGGAUUUCGGCUCAUUUCGCUCAGGCAUCCGAGGCAUGAGCAGCCCCAUGAGCGCCUGACUGACCGGUUGUUACCCGUACUGGGUACUACGUUGCAACACUGUGUGUACUGUACCUGCUGCACAUUGGCAUGGCAUGUAGGUGUGGGGAGUAGCGCGCGUGUCCAAGCUUGGAUUAUGGCCUGGGGUUCCGCUUACAACUGCAUGGUGUACGAGCAUAUGUACUUUUGGCGUGUGCUGCAUUCAAGCCCGAUAUUGUGCCGGCGGUUUAGCCUUUGGACAAUGCAUGCAAACCGUUGGCAGGACACUGAUAUUGUUUGUCGCAGUUGGAUAUGAGUCCUAGCACUUUGGAACAUAUCCUCGCUGCUGAUACUUGUGACAGGGAAAAUGCAUGUGGCUGUGCGCCAGGAGUUUUCUGGUGUGUAUGGUAUCGUCACGUGAGCGUCGUACCUCUCGCAGGAUGAGGCGGCAGUUCAUCCUUUUGCAUGCCCCUCCCCCAAGCACUGUCCUUUGGUGACCCACGUGGGGGGCUAGGAACCGAGGUCGAAGGUAGACAAGUAAGGUGACGCUUUGGAUAGCGGUAAACUGUAAAAUGCCAUGUCAUGGACGGCACGAGUAAAUUUGAGAUUCAUAAACCAGAAUGCAUUCGUGCCAAGGCUCCCCGUACGGCAAUCCUGGGGACGCGAGCGGGCGCCAGCCUUACUCUGCACCUUUUGGCAUGUGUGAUAGGAAUGCUGUCAUACAGUUACAUUUUAGAGUCUGCGGAUGUGCAUAUGGUUCCGGGGAAUGGCUAGCGUGGAGAUGGAGGAUGCAAGCUAAUCAACCAGUACACGCAUCGCCACGAUCUCACCAGUUUACCAUAAGGAAAGGAUGUCGGCGGCCUCAACGGGAAUUGCCGCAAGCACUGGCCUGGCGCACGGAAGGUGCUGUAACGGAACAGCACAGGCAGCUCCUUUCUGUGGAAGGCACGCGACGACGCAGCUAUGGCACUCCGGCCCGUCAUCUUCUCAGCUGCUUGGAAUACCAUCCCGCUGCCUAGUAGUAUCGCAUGCACGACGUAAGGUUUACGCCGUUGUCGAGCCAGCGGCUGCACGGGGCGUUUACAGGAUUUGGUCCCAAGUGCGGGAACUGGUGGAAGGAGUUAGCAAUGCUCUCCACAAAGGCUUUGCGAGCGAAGCCGCAGCGUUCAGAUGGAUAGAGGAGCAAGUCAACUUAGAGAUGAAGAGGGACGCCGAACUCGAUGACCUCCGCGAGCAGCUACAAAAUAUUAUCUCACCUUCACCAGAGACGCCAUCGUCGGCAGCCUCCGCUACCCAAUCGGAAGCUGCAGCUGCAGCCGAGGUCACGGACGCGGGUCCACGGCCCUAUGAGGCGUCUGCAACUGUGCUCGAGGUUCCCUCCCAGCCUUCACGCACCUACUACCGCAAGUGGUACGCCGUACGGUUCGUGGAUGGAGGCUACCCUGGCGUGUACGGCAACUGGGAGGAGGCCCAGGCGGCCAUCCGGGGGCGCUACGCCGAGCACCGCUCCUUCGACACCUACGCGAAGGCCGUGACGUACGCCUUUGGCCAGGAGUAUGCCGAGCAGAUGUGCGGCCAGGCUGUGCAACAGCAGCAGCAGCAAACCCCACAACAGCAGUACGAGCAGCAGCACCUUCCGCAGCAGCAACUAGCGCACCAACAGCCGACGGACCUCAGUCCCGGCGCCGCCACCACUGACAUCCAUGACGCCUACGCCAUGCCUGCUGCCGCCCAACCCCACCACUCUGCUGUCGAGCAGCAUCACGGCCAGCACCACCCGGAACCCCAGUACGGCAACAACACGUACGACAGCAACACGUACGACAUACACAACCACCACCAUCACACCACGCAGUACGGUCACCAGCAGCAGCAGCACACCUACCGCGCUCCUGAGCAGUACCCUGAAAGCAGCGGCAGCGAAGGCAGCAGCAGCUGGGCCGUCGGCACCACCGUCAGCCCCAGCACUCACCACUCCCAGCAGGCCGAGAGCCUGGAGCCCUCCGCACCCUCCUUCUGGCCCACCAUGCUGCUUCCCUGGCAGCAGCAGCACCACCCCCCGCCUGCCGCACCGCAGUUCGCCCUGGCGGCGGGGGCGGUGGCGCCGGUAGACCUGCAGCAAGUCUGGAACCCCGGCUGGAAUGCUGGUGCCCGCAGCAGCAGCAACAGCGGCGGCGGUAGAGGCAGGAGCGGAGUCACCAGCCGGCCUCCGCUGCUGCCGGCGGCGCCGCUGAUGACGGCUCCCAUGCCACCCAGCGCCCAGCCGGCCUCCCCGCCCGCCCGCGUUAGGCCGGGCUCAGGACAUGCCUGGUCCGCAGGAGUGAGCGGGCAGCAGCAGCAGCAGCCGGCGUUGCAUCUGGACGCCUCCUCGCCCCACGACCCGCAACAAGCGUCACAUGAGAGCUGCCAUCAGCCAACUCGUGGGCACCAACCUCAGCAGCAGCAGCAGCAGCAGCAGGGCCAGUCCUGCAGCGUCCCCUCCGACAACGGGGCUGCAGCUCUCCCGCCUGAUGCCCCCGUUGGCCCCUCGGCGGCGUCUGCUGCUCCCUCGGGCCCCUCGCCGCCUCCAGCUCGACGUCCGAGGGGGCGGCCACGCAAGCAGCCUGCCCCGGCCCCCUCGGAACCUCCUGGCCUUCCCGACUCCUCCUCAGCUGCCGCGGCGACGUCUGCAUCGGCGCCUGUGGCUGCAGCUGCAGGGGCGGCGGUGGCUCUUGCGCCGGCGGCUGUUGCAGCGUCCACUCGCGCGGCGGACCCUGUGUCACCGGCCAAGCGGCGACGGGGCCGCCCGCGGAAAAGCGACGUCCAGGCAGCCGCUGCCACUGUUGCUGCCGCCGCCACGACGGAGAGCGCUCCGGCGGUGACGUCAUUGCCCCCGGCUGUGCAAGUGCCGUACAGCCUGGAGUCGCCCCAUCCCGGAAGUCGAGCCGACCCUGACCUUCCGUCCACUCGGGUACGGGCGGUGGAGCAGCAGGCGGAGGCGCGGAGGCGGCGGCGGCAGGCGACUCGGGCGGAGCAGCAGGCGGCGGAGGAGCGGCAGCAUCUGCAGGAGCCGCUACAACUGCAGGAGCUGGAGAGCUCACAGCAGCAGCAGGCGGAUGCCGGCGUAGGGUGCGGCACCGGUGAGGGCCGUGCAGCGCCCCCUGUUGCAUCCUCCGGCUCGGACAGCAGCAACACCACUCCGGCAGUGGCAGUCCCCGCAGCAGCAGCAACAGUGACAGCAGGAUCAGCGCUGGCGUGCGGCGGGGCUCAGGUGGCUAGGGCGAAGUCUGCAGCCGCUAGGAAGCGUGUCUUGGCGCGUGCUGCACCCGUGCGGGCACCCUCGCCGAAGACCGCAUGCGCUCCCUCAGCUGCUGCUGCCGCGCCUAGCUCGGCGGCCGCUAGCCAGGGCAGUAGCAAGGGCGGCGGUCGCAGGAGUAAGGGCACGGGUGCGGGUGCUGUGAGCGCCAAUAACACUGGCAAGCCCAAGGUCAGCGGACCUCCCACUGCCCCAACGGGUUCUGCCGUUCCCCUAAGCGCCCUUGACCCUCGUAGCCUUGUUCGCGAGCUCAUGGCGCGGCGACUUUGCCGGCGGCAACCGGAGCAACCACAGCAGCAGCAGGACGAGCAGGGGCAGCAAGGGCGGCGGCCACAGGUAGAGCGUGACGAGCGGCAGGAGCAGCCAAGGCGGCGGCAGCAGCAGCAGCAGUAAUAAUAGGGCGCUGACGGCAGCAGCCCGGCCGCGGGGAAGGUAGAGCAGCCCUUUAGGGCGUUAAGAUGCCGUGCGGGAGUACGGCAGAUGCUCAUGAGUGAACUGCGUUGCGUACCGUAAGAGGGUGCGUGGGGGGGCAACCGAGUUUAUUUGAGCGGCUGAGAGCUAGGUGCCGGUAUUACCGGUAACAGGAUCGGAGAUGUCAAUGAGCGCAAAGAUGGCGUCACAUAAGAGACCCGAUGUGUCGGGAGGCUUGGCGCGAACGUAAGUAGAAGUGAUGUGGGAACAGGGUAUUCCAUUAUAGGGUAAAGCGUGGAAUCACGGGUGGUUGCUUUAUGUAGAAAGUACGCAGGGAAUUUUGUAGGAUGUGUACCCAGUAGGAGGAAGCCUUGGCAGUGUCGAUUCGUUUCCAGUUGUGAGCUAGGCAUAUGUAAUGAGGCAGCUUUCUGCAGUCCAGUUAGGUCACUGUUGCUUAGUUUAGGGACCGUUGAGGAGGGCUGUGAGGUGAUGUGAGGGCCGCAUCGCCACCUUACCUGGCUAUCGGGUGCAAGGAGAGGAGUAUGCAAGGUGGACGGGCUGCUGUAAUAGGGCGCAUAUAAACCCGCACUGGCACAAGCACCAUGCAUGUGGAGGUCUCUGGGUUGUCUUGGGGUUUGGACUCGGUAAUGUGGCCCGUACUGAACAGUCAUGCACAGGCGCCUUCCCGUAGCUCUGGUGUGGAGACGCUUAUAUACAGUUGCUUGGCGUCGGGUAGGGCACUUUCAAUGUUACGAUGAUGUCCAGUGUAGACGUGGUCAAGCUUGGAGAGGCAGCCUGGCUAGGUCUAAACGGUAUCUAGACAUGCUGCUUUGGCAAAUAGCCUCGGUGCAGAGUAGGGCCCGCUUACGUUCUCGGGGUCCUGCGACAGAUCACUGCUCACAACCAAUGGCUCCCAAUAGCGUUAGCUCCCACAAUCCCGACCUUCCUUCGCUCGCCCGCACUCCUGCCAGUCCCCCAAAGGCAUCAGACCUCGUCAUGCGAACCUAUCCCAACUGCUUGCUCUUGUCCUACUCAGCUACACAUGCCCUCCCGUGUAACAAAACCCCGGGC
Astrephomene gubernaculifera is the source of this 9693-nucleotide messenger RNA. The record is from the annotation of a GenBank genome assembly. NCBI's taxonomy places the organism in Eukaryota, Viridiplantae, Chlorophyta, Chlorophyceae, Chlamydomonadales, Astrephomenaceae.